Clavispora lusitaniae ATCC 42720 is the source of this 951-nucleotide messenger RNA. RefSeq lists its product as uncharacterized. Gene Ontology annotation, molecular function: protein binding. Gene Ontology annotation, cellular component: THO complex part of transcription export complex. Gene Ontology annotation, biological process: mRNA export from nucleus. NCBI's taxonomy places the organism in Eukaryota, Fungi, Ascomycota, Pichiomycetes, Serinales, Metschnikowiaceae. The record is from RefSeq and is a predicted model, not a curated record.
AUGUCUGCUUUCUUUUCCAAUCUCCGCCUAUUCCCUGCUAGGGAUCUUGGAAGCAAUGGCAAACCCACUCAAAGUGAAAUUGUACAUGUUUCAAUCAAUGCAACGGGCUCGCGUGUCAUAAACACCCGCACAGAUCGUUCGAUUCGAAUCUGGCGGUCUACUGUAUCAUUGACAGACCCCAUUGUCAUUGAAAACCCCCACAGAGGACCCGUCACGUGUAUCUCAUGGAACCCUGCUACUGAAACGUCUUUUGCAAGCGUUGGCGGCGAUGGAGCCGUCAAACUAUGGAAAGGUCUGGGCCAUCUUGAACGUGAGAUCAAAUUGGGAAAAACUGCCGCUCAUUUGGUGGCGUACGCUCCAGAUGGUGAUGUGAUGGCAGUAGUGGCCGAUGGCAGCAUUUCCAUCUACAACGUCGCCAAAGGUUACACGAAAAUAGCACACGACAGCCGCCCUAGCAAAAUCAACGCGCUUCAAUGGACAAAUAAAGGCCACAACGUUUUCGCCACGGGCCAUGACGACGGAUCCAUAUGUUUUUGGCGCCUUGACCUGAUGGCCAUUGAGCUUUUAUAUACGCUUCAGGGCCACCAUUCGCCUGUCACGUGUAUGUGCCUUGAUCCUAGAGGGAGAUAUCUAGCUUGCGGCCUGAGGGAGGGAAUUGUUUCAUUAUGGAACACUACAGACUUUACAAACCUCGGUGUUCUUUCUGCAGUAGACCGAGCUAUCAGCAGCCUUUCUGCCAGCCGAGACGGGACGUAUUUGGCUGUGGGUUACAGCGAAGGGGCCGAUGUAAAAAUUUAUGAGUACGAUACACUCACAGAAGUUCACAAUGCACCAAAAAGUCAGGCAGGGAAAAUUGGUGGACAGGCAGCGUGGUUUCCAAAUCGGACAGCGUUGAUCAUUGUGGUCGAUAAAGGACAAGUGAUGCUGCUCGCUAAAAAAGAGGUGAGCUAG